Molecule: messenger RNA, 323 nt
Organism: Sinocyclocheilus rhinocerous
Lineage: Eukaryota; Metazoa; Chordata; Actinopteri; Cypriniformes; Cyprinidae
Product: tryptophan--tRNA ligase, cytoplasmic-like
Exons: 2
Coding region: 60-320 (86 amino acids)
Source: RefSeq, a predicted model, not a curated record
UGAAAGCUCAGAAGAGCCCUAAAGCUGAAGUUGAUGUGGCCGUGCAGCUGCUGCUGCAGAUGAAGCUGGACUACAAGCGUCUCACCGGUCAGGACUAUAAGGAUGGAUGUCCACCGGCGGACGGUGAGAUGGUGGUGGACACCGGAGCAGCGCUGGAGGAAGGAGAUGAUCAGGUGGAUCCGUGGAACGUCUCCUCCAGCAGCGCCAAAGGAGUCGACUACGAUAAACUCAUCGGUCAGUUGAUGUUGUCAUCAUCAUUUCAGUCCAUCAGUGGAAGAUCUGCUGCAGGUCUGUUUUCGUAUAUGACCCGUGAUGAAUAAUGC